GUCAAGAGACCGGUAUGCCGGGAAAAUUUGACCCUUAUCUUUAAAAAAACCAACGUCAUAUUCGUGGAACGCAUGUACACGGGAAAGCGUGCCUCCUUCACAUCUCAUCUAACUCUCGUUUUCCACUUUUUUUUUUUCAUUUAUUUAUCUAACUCUUCUCCCAGUCCCCGAAUUAUUCAAACAAUAAUAAAAUCCCACCAGCAACUCCCAAACGAAUCCAUUUUCACUUCUUCCCUCCCUCCCAUUCCCCCGCAAUUCUCACGGGCAAUCCGUUCCCCAAGCAGAAACAAAGAAGAAAACAAACUAAGAUAGUAUACCUCCAUGGAAGAGUCCUCAGCUCAACGCCGCCUCGACACCGUUCAGAGCCACUUGCUCCUCGGCGGCGGAGACGGCGACGACGAUCACUCGCUUCGUUUGCAACCUAACUUCACCGCCUCGUUGCAGUUCGUUAACAGUCAUACGUACAGCGUAAGUCUACCGGAGGAAUUGCAGACGGGGAAAUGGAAUGUUUACAGAUCUGUGCGGUCUCCAUUGAAGCUUCUGAGCAGGUUUCCUGAUCAUCCAGAGAUUGGGACAUUGCACGAUAACUUUCAGCAUGCUGUUGAGAGUUAUCGAGAUUACAAGUACUUGGGGACACGAAUUCGGCCAGAUGGAAAAAUUGGAGACUACAUGUGGAUGACAUAUGGAGAAGCUGCUACUGCUAGGGAAGCGAUAGGUUCUGGCCUUCGUUAUCAUGGCUUGGAUAAGGGAGCUUGUGUUGGAGCUUAUUUCAUAAACAGACCAGAAUGGCUGAUCGUGGAUCAUGCUUGUGCAGCAUAUUCAUACAUCUCGGUUCCCUUAUAUGAUACUCUUGGUCCAGAUGCAGUUAAGUUUGUGGUGAAUCAUGCUGAUGUACAAGCCAUCUUUUGUACCCCUGAGACCUUGAACACUCUGUUGACAUUUGUCUCUGAGAUUCCGUCUGUGAGGCUCAUAGUGGUAGUUGGGGGUGUAGAUGAGAACUUACCAUUGCUGCCUUCUUCUGGAGUCAAGCUCAUAUCUUAUCUGAAAUUGAUUGGUGAGGGCCGCAGCAGUCUACAACCUUUCAUUCCUCCUAAACCUGAAGAUGUUGCAACCAUAUGUUACACCAGCGGUACAACUGGGACGCCGAAGGGAGUUGUCUUGACACAUGGAAACUUGAUCGCAAGUGUUGCUGGUUCCAGUUUGUCUAUCAAAUUCAAUUGUUCAGAUAUCUACAUUUCUUACCUUCCUUUGGCACACAUCUACGAACGGACGAACCAAAUAUCAGCCGUGUACUAUGGUGUUGCUGUUGGCUUCUAUCAGGGGGACAGUUUGAAAUUGAUGGAUGAUUUGGCAGCUUUAAGACCGACAAUAUUCUGCAGUGUCCCUCGGUUGUAUAAUCGGAUAUAUGAUGGGAUCACAGCUUCCGUGAAGACUUCUGGAGCGUUAAAGGAGAAAUUGUUUAAUGCUGCCUUCAACUCAAAGAAGCAAGCAAUAAUGAGCGGCCGAACUCCAUCGCCAAUGUGGGACAGAUUGGUAUUCAAUAAAAUAAAAGCUAAGCUAGGAGGGCGGGUUCGGCUUAUGGGAUCAGGGGCGUCACCUUUGUCUCCUGAUGUUAUGGACUUCUUGAGGGUGUGCUUUGGAUGUCAAGUGCUUGAGGGAUAUGGAUUGACUGAGACGUCUUGCAUCAUAAGCAUUAUGGAUGUGGGUGACAAUCUAUCUGGUCACGUUGGAUCUCCAAAUCCUGCUUGUGAAGUAAAACUGGUGGAUGUUCCUGAAAUGAAUUACACCUCCGAAGACCAGCCUUUUCCUCGUGGCGAAAUCUGUGUUAGGGGUCCAACCAUCUUCCAGGGCUACUACAAAGAUCAAACCCAGACAGGAGAAGUAAUAGACGAGGAUGGAUGGUUACAUACAGGAGAUAUUGGAUUAUGGCUAGACGGUGGCCGCCUCAAGAUUGUUGAUAGGAAAAAGAACAUCUUCAAGCUCGCACAGGGCGAAUACAUAGCUCCAGAGAAGAUCGAGAACGUUUACACCAAAAGCAGAUUCGUUAGCCAGUGUUUCAUCUACGGUGAUAGCUUCAACUCAUCCUUAGUCGCCAUAGUAUCAGUGGAUCCAGAUGUGUUGACAGAAUGGGCAACUUCCCAAGGGAUCAAGGCCGACGAUUUAGGCCGACUAUGCAAUGAUCUAAGAGCUAGAGCUGCAGUCCUUGCUGACAUGGAUUCAACAGGAAGAGAAGCACAGUUGAGAGGUUUCGAGUUUGCCAAGGCUGUAACUCUUGUUCCUGAGCCGUUUACCCUGGAGAAUGGGCUACUAACUCCAACCUUCAAGAUUAAGAGGCCGCAGGCGAAGGAAUAUUUUGGGAAAGCCAUAACUGACAUGUACGACGAGCUUUCUGCUUCCGAACAUCAAACUCCGACCUCAAAGCUGUAGUGAGACUGGUCAGAUGAAUCGUUCAUUGGUUGGUUACUUAGUUAUCAGUCACUUAUCAGCUAAUUAAUGACACAGAAUUAGUAUAAGAAAAUAAUCCACCCAAAAUCCAACAAAUAAUAAAUAUAUAAUAAUUCGUUACUUUAACUUUUGGGGUGAAAUGAGUUUGUUUUGGAUGCCGGGGUGAGGGUAUAUAUUCACAAAUUGUCGUUGUAAACUAAAUUCUGAACUGAAUCUGGGGUUCCCGAAUCACGAGUCACUCAACUCUAAUCUACUUUCACUUUGGUCCCGCAUUUUGUUAUUUAAGUAGUAAGAAACAAGUUUUCUUUCAUGAUGAUUGAAUUUGAAUGUAUUAUUGGUGAACAUUGGAGAGGGACUAAUUUGUAAUUUCCCUCAUUCGGUGACGCAUCUCCUUGCUCCACCCCGUUGAAUCGGUCUUAUCUGCGGCUCGAUGUGGAUGUCGUUGUAUGGUUCCGGCAAUGCUCUCCACCAGCGCUGCUUCCGACCUACAAGAAAAUGAUGGACCGAAUUCUCUUAUUUCUCACUAUAUAUAUAUAUACUAGGAUUCAGCCCGCGCUCCGCUGCGGGAUACUAUUUCUGUCAUAAUUUAAAUGGGAUUUAAUAUAAUCCAUAACCAUAAUCGUUAUGUUCUAAAUAGACAUAAAUGUUGUCAUAAACAUAAAAACUGCGGUCAUUAUGCAAAAGAUUGACUGGGUUUCAGAAUAAACAUGAAUGUUGUUAGGAGUGUGGCCAAGUUUUCCACGAUGUAUCUACUAAAUUAAUAAAAGUUCCAUGGCGGAGACUGAAGAUUCGAAAAACAGCAGGACAAAAUGUUUUCAGAAGUUUCGUGCCUUUGUGGUUUGCACGAUAUCAAAAUGGUAAGCUCGAAGGACAACAUCAUUUCUCGAAUGCUGAUCGAUCCCACAGGGUGAGCACUGUCGCUUUUGGUUGCAUGUCUGAAUCACUGUCCCCCACUUUUUUCCAUGCGACGGUCAAUUCCGCAGCAAAUUUUUUGUUACAGUUCUUUGCGAUCAAUUCGAUGAUUUGGUCCUUCUUCAGAAACUGAUAAUCUGACGGUGACUUACGAAUGAGCGACAGAGCUGCUUCAUGCUUAAACACCACAUCUAUUUCAGAUCCUCCUUGGCGACAUUUCCCUUCCAGUUUGUAUGUGAGUCUUGCAAUAAAGAUCUUUUUGUUAGGUUUAUACAAAGAGUAUUAUUAUGCCAUGUGUAAACGUGGGAGAAUGGUCAAAAGCUUACCCUGUGUUCUCUCCACGAAUUUUGCAGAUGCUUUUUCUGUAUAUAAACCUUGGAAUGUUAAUCAAUGUCAUGUAAGUAACCUGUUGCAAAAACUGUCAAAUGUAUUAUACAGGUAAACAGAUGGAAAUAUACAGCUGAUGUCAAUGCUGGUGUUUGUUCGUUUACCUCUGUGAAAUCUGACAGGUCCUCCAUCCUUUCUUUUAUCUCUCUCAACGAUUUCUUUUGCAGUUGAUUGCUCAGCAGGUGUCCAGUUUUUUUGCAAGUAGCAUCAUCGAUGAAGUAAACUGGUUUGCGACAUGCAAGAAAGCUACAUGUUGAAAAGAAAUGUGUAAGUAUCACUAACUCGAUAGUAGUUGAACCAAUCAGUUGGGUAAACCCAUAUACAGCAACUCACAUGUUCAUGAUAUCCUUGCAGCAGUCCUGAUAAGAAUGGAUGAUGAGCUUACUUGCAAUUGUGGAUCGAAAUUCAUGCUGGUACUUACUGUUAUGUCUAGGAGUUACUCUACUAACUGAUUUGAUUGUCACAAUCAAUGGUAACUUUGCCUCAAUUGCUGGAGCAUGCUUUUGAAAAUCAUCAAUGUCAUGCCCACUGUAUUCAACAUAAGCCUUUGCCCCACUGAUUGCAAAGCAAUGUGUUAACUAUACAUUUUUACAAAGUAAAAAAAAGUGUGCAAUCCUAAGAGCAUACCAGACAUCUUGUAUGACCAGGUCGAAUUUCUGAAUCCUUCCUUUAAUUGUUUCUGGAUGAGUUAGUCUUCUAACACAUCCUGUAACAUCUACAGAUUUAAUGUUUGUUAUGCUUUGUUUAAUGGUGUUCUUAAUCAUGGAUAGAGAGACAUAUAUUUACCUGAAUGGCAAACAAAGUCUUCUGAUGUUUGAGGCACAAUGGAAAAAUCGGCUGCUGUGUAUGAUCCUGUUGGGAAUUGCUGGGGUCCAUUUCCUUCUUCAAUAUGCCUUCUAAUUUGAUCUGAAGUGAGAAGCAGGCGGAACUCUCGAUGGACAACGCGUUGCACUGACCUUGCUGGAUCUGCUACAAUAUCUUGUAGUUCAUGCAGGCAGCCAACCUUGAUUUUCUUAAAAACCUCAUCUGCAUCUUCUUCUUCAACCUGAGCUUCGAUCAACUUGUUCUGUAAAGUCAAUGGUAGAUAGAUAUGUUGUCAAGAGUUUUUGAUCUUUUAGCAUUCGCCAGUAGGUUAAUUGAUGUGUAGGGUUUGUAUAUUGGCAAGUUCUUUUGUCUUAACACUGAAUCAAAUGCUCUGACGAAUAUUUAUGAAUAUGGUUGGGGUAUCUGGAGUCAAACCUUUUUGUCAAGCCAGAGCAUGUGAUGUGUCCUUUUCUUCCAUGUGGAUAAAGGCACUUCUCGGAA
This is a messenger RNA of Linum trigynum, 5049 nucleotides long. NCBI's taxonomy places the organism in Eukaryota, Viridiplantae, Streptophyta, Magnoliopsida, Malpighiales, Linaceae. The record is from the annotation of a GenBank genome assembly.